Messenger RNA from Stylophora pistillata, 2343 nucleotides. RefSeq lists its product as uncharacterized. NCBI's taxonomy places the organism in Eukaryota, Metazoa, Cnidaria, Anthozoa, Scleractinia, Pocilloporidae. The record is from RefSeq and is a predicted model, not a curated record.
CUCAUUGAAACUUCCCAGAGCUCUCUUGAUUCCCUUCUCCUUUGGAAGAAGAAGUGAAAAACCCCUAACUUUUUCAUCAGAUAUCAAUACGAUAUCCAGCAAUCAGUGACCAAGAAAGACAGAGCUGCGACUCAGAUGUAUCACACCAGCUUGAAAUUCUCUAGUGAUUUAACAAGGUGCUUAAUAGUCAGGCUGGACACUGCACGUUAGAAGUUAUAGGUUGAAGGUCUAAACAUGCAGGAGAUCGAUCACAGUUACCAUCUCCCAAAAUUAACUAAUUAUUUCACCUGGAUGUGGUUUUUCAUAAAUUCAAAAGGGUGGUCACGCCGGGAAAACAUGAAGAGGAAAACGUUUAAGAAAUCCUCGGCUAACUCAAAAAUGAAACCAAAGUUCUGGCUGACGGUCGUAGUAACGUUUCUGAUGUCAUGGAUGGGUAUUAUUAGCGCUACAGACCAAUGUCAUUUAGGAGAACGCUCCAUUCGUGGUAUAUUCCUCAGAGGUCAUACAUUUUUAACGUUUCGGGUUGGUUUACCUGCGGAGUGCUAUAGACGGUGCGAAAACGAAGUCACGUGUCAGAGCAUUAAUUUUGUCAUUGGCCAGAAUAUCUGUGAACUGAACAAUCGUACAAAGGAGGCAAGACCGGAGGAUAUUAUGCAAGAUCAGACGAGAUACUACGUAAAAAGGCUUAAAAGAGUCCCCCUUGGAUCCAUCAAAGAAUUUCCGGCGGAAACGUGCAGCGAGAUCCAAGCGAGUGAAGGCAACGACACGGCUUACAGGAAAUACUGGAUUUCCUCUGAUGGGAAUGGUAAGGCCAUCGAGGCCUACUGCCAAGAGAGCUGGCAGAAGAUAAAUGGUAAAGAACCAGUCUGCUUUGGAGCCAAAGGAGAGGACUACGGCGCCUUCGUUAUGACAAAGAGUGGGCGACUGAAGACAAUGAAGCUCAUUUACCGGUCAGGGUGGGUGAACUGUAACCCAACUUACGAUGAUUCUUACUGGGGAUGCAAAAAUCCUGCUUAUGGCAACAUGUUGAUGACAGUCGUUACAAACGACAACAAAAAAGCCGUCUUUCCUCCUUCCGAAGAAUUGGAAACGAUUAAGGGUGGAUAUGACAAGCACUGCUACACUCUUGAGGGAACCGGCCACAAUUCAUCAGAGCUUGUAUUCAACCACCUCUCCAACCCCUUGUUUGUGUCGCUCACCCAAGAAUUACAAAUAUGGUACGGACAAGAUUGGAUCGAUCUAUCAGAAAGUGUAAAUAGCGGAAAAGUCUGCGUUGAUGUGUAUGCAUGGUACGCCUGAGGGAGUUAUAAUGCGGCAUUAUGUGUGUCUCAAAAAAGAAAUUUGCCAAUUUUUUUUUAAGUUGAUCGGUGAUUUACUUCCGUAUUCAUUUCGUCAGAAAAAUAUUGAAGUCGUUUUAAUUUGUAGUUUGUGACAGUUGCCCUAUGGUGUGCCUUAUUUCUGAGUUAAAAAAACUGAGCUGUCCUUCACUUUGUUUGAGAAGUUUUGUAGAAUUCUUAUUUCUAUUUAUAUGGCAAGGAACACAUUGUUUUGGUGUGUGAGUUUGGACGCUAGCAGAUGGUAGGUUGAGUAAAUUAGCAAAUAGAAACUAGCACUUCCAAAGUCAGAUUUUCCACUCUAUUUACUGUUGUGACCUGUCGAAACCACGUCGAAUCAAGGUUAGAACGAUGUUUUCACCAAAAAAAUGCAACAAAAACGAUUGUGUCCUCGCCCAAAAAAGGAUCAAACUAUGAUUUUUGCCAUUUACGCUAAGCCGGGUGAAAUAGAGAACGUACCAAUUACCGGCUCAUUCAGGUCUGUACGAGAUUUGAACCCAUGACCUCUGCGAUACCAGUACAGGCCUGAAUUUUGCUAUCAUACUUUAGCAAGGCAACAGUAAUGCUAAUGUUAUCUCUUAGAUUCACUAGUGUAAUUAAUGAUGUAGAUAAGUGUAGCAAAUGAAGUGUAUUUUACACACGUUAUAUGAAUAGAAAGAACCAAAAAUUAAUAAUUUAAUUUUCUUCAGUUCUGAAAGUACAUUUAUCACUUAACAAUCGCUCCCUAAAGAAGAAUCUAGGGAAAAUUUUUUUUUGUUAUGACAAUUGCGGCCCCUCGAGCCUACUCUUAUACGAGUUAUUCGAACUCAAGGUCUCUUGUAAUCUCGAACCGUAUCCUUCCGUGUGACUAAAAUGUAGGACAUUACCAACGCUAGGCUGUGGAAGGUCUGAACAAGAGAAUAACUCAGUCUUGAUACAAUCUGAGUAAUUUAGGCUUUGAAGAUUUUCUCACUAGUAUCCACCUUUAAAAAAAAAAAUGCCUGAAUAAAGUCUUAGCACCCUGGAUCUA